AUGUCGCGACCCGAACCCGGGUCGCUUUGGCGCCAACACGUCCGAGCGUUCGACGCCGUUCGCAGGGAGAUGCGAGAGGCGCGAGGGAUCGCGGACGUCCCCUGGAGCUCGCUCAAGCGCUUGCUCGGUGUCUCGUGCGUGAGCGCGAUUUACACGUCGUGGAUCCUCUCCCCGGUGAUGAGCGCGCUCGCGGUGUGGCGGUACGAGUGGUUGAGAGCGUACGUCGCGUGCUAUCUCUUCGCGUCCUACGCGCUCGGCGUGGCGAUGCCGAUGAACGCGCUGCAUCGGUUCUUCUGUUGGCUCGAGACGGGAGAGGAAAACGGGUGGCAGCUCGUCGUCGAGGACGACUGCGAUGUGGACUGCUCGAAGAGGGCGUACUUGUUCACGGCGCAUCCGCACGGGUUGUUCGCGUCGGGAUGCGUCGGGAACGUCGUUUUGAGCGGACGCGCGCUCAAGAGGUUCCGGGCGAGACGGAUUUGGUUCUUCAUCAACGAGCUGUUAAUCCGAGUGUUUCCGAUCAUCAAGGACGUGUUGUCGAUGCUGGGAUUCGUGCCGUGCACGGCGAAAAUGAUGAAGAAGGUGUUGGGAAGGGGCGAGACCGGAUUGAUCGUCGUCGGUGGGGUUCAGGAGGUUGUGUUGACUGGUAACGUCGACGAAGAGGAACUUUAUCUAAAAAAUUGUUUCGGCUUUGUCAAAGUGGCCAUGCAGGCCGGGACGCCGCUCGUGCCCGUAUACACAUUCGGCGAAUCGCUAGCCACCGGCCCGGACUGGGUACCGUUCAGAGAGCUGCGUAAACGGCUGAGCUACAAGUUUGUGUUCCCGUUUCGCUCGCUUGGCAUAAUCCAUCGCUGGGGGCUCUGCUUUCCCAAGGCAAAGCUCACGACCGUGGUAGGCGCGCCGAUUGAGGUGAAACAAAACCCAAAUCCCACGCGCGAGGAAGUUGCGGCGGUGCAUCAGCAGUAUUGCGACGCACUGCUGGCGAUGAUUGAGCGAAACAAGGCCCGCGCGGGGUAUCCGACGCAACGCACAAAGUUGGUGUAA
Ostreococcus tauri is the source of this 1041-nucleotide messenger RNA. RefSeq names its product Diacylglycerol acyltransferase. NCBI's taxonomy places the organism in Eukaryota, Viridiplantae, Chlorophyta, Mamiellophyceae, Mamiellales, Bathycoccaceae. Bases 1 to 1041 code for a protein of 346 amino acids. The transcript has a single exon. Gene Ontology annotation, biological process: triglyceride biosynthetic process. Gene Ontology annotation, molecular function: diacylglycerol O-acyltransferase activity. The record is from RefSeq and is a predicted model, not a curated record. Gene Ontology annotation, cellular component: endoplasmic reticulum membrane.